Molecule: messenger RNA, 717 nt
Organism: Saitoella complicata NRRL Y-17804
Lineage: Eukaryota; Fungi; Ascomycota; Saitoellomycetes; Saitoellales; Saitoellaceae
Product: 1-acylglycerol-3-phosphate O
Exons: 3
Biological process (GO): phosphatidic acid biosynthetic process
Cellular component (GO): membrane; endoplasmic reticulum
Molecular function (GO): 1-acylglycerol-3-phosphate O-acyltransferase activity
Source: RefSeq, a predicted model, not a curated record
CGGUACUACGCCCGUGCCAUCACGUCGUUGUCCGCACUCUGUCUUUGCGCGACCUAUGGAGUUAUCUCUUCUGUCGUGUUGAGGCUUGUCGGAAAGACCUCUAUCGCGCAGUGGGCGACCGGACGGGCGUACUGCAACGUGUUGUGUCCCCUUAUUGGCGUGGACUUCAUCGUGGAUGACGAAAGCAGGAAGAUUCUGGAUGGGACGAGGCCUGCUGUGUUCUUGAGUAACCACCAGACGAGUUUGGAUGUCUUGAUGUUGGCGAGGACAUUCCCCAAGCACUGUUCUGUCACGGCCAAGAAGCAGUUGAAGCACGCCCCUUUCCUCGGCUGGUUCAUGUCACUCUCCCGUACCGUCUUUAUCGACCGUGCCAACAGAAACAACGCCCUUGCGUCUUUCGCCUCGGCUGUCAAGACCAUGAAGGAGAAGAAGCAGAGCGUAUGGAUCUUCCCUGAGGGAACGAGGAGUAACAGCGACAAACCCGAGAUGUUGCCAUUCAAGAAGGGAGCGUUCCAUUUGGCUAUCCAGGCGCAGGUUCCUAUUGUUCCUGUCGUUGUUCAGAACUACGCACACGUUUUCCAUGGAAAGACGCAUACUUUCGAGAGUGGAGAUGUGCAAGUGAAGGUGCUCGACCCCAUCCCGACGGAAGGACUGACCGCCGCAGACGUCGACAGGCUCGUCUUGGAGACCCGCGACAAAAUGGCCGCAGUAUUGAAG